This is a messenger RNA of Suillus clintonianus, 1623 nucleotides long. RefSeq lists its product as uncharacterized. The transcript has a single exon. The annotation marks the transcript as partial. NCBI's taxonomy places the organism in Eukaryota, Fungi, Basidiomycota, Agaricomycetes, Boletales, Suillaceae. The record is from RefSeq and is a predicted model, not a curated record.
CGCCUGGCUGCAGACUCAAGGAGGGAAAAAUUGGAUGCUGACAGAAGGAGGGAGGGACUGGCUACAGACCCAGGGGGGGAAGGAUUGGUUGCAGACCCCGGGUGGGCUAGAAUGGCUGCAGUCCCCAGCCAUGGAAGCCUGGCUGCGGACUCAGGGUGGGCUAGACUGGCUACGGACUCAGGGUGGACGAGAAUGGCUGCAGACCAAGUGCGGGCGAGAGUGGCUGCAGACCACGAACGUGUUACACUGGCUGAAUACUCUGGGUGGACUGGAGUGGCUACAGACGCUGGACGUGCGGGAGUGGCUGCUAACCAGGCGCGGGGAACUUUGGCUAGAGAUGCGGGACUCGUGGGAGUGGUUGGGGACCCCGGGCGGGCGAGAUUGGCUGGAGACCUCGGACGGGCAAAGCUGGCUCGGGAACGGUAGAGACUGGCUGAAGACCAUGGCUGGGCGAACCUGGCUACUAACCGCGGACUGGUUACAGACUGCUAGCGGGCACGAUUGGCUGCAGACCCCGGAUGGGCAAGCCUGGCUGCAGAUCCCGGAUGGGCAAGCCUGGCUGCGGAGCUCAACCAUCCAAGUCGGGCCACGGCCCCUAGGUGUGCCCCGACAGACCCCACAUGUGAACUGGGCGCAGACCCUACGUAUGAACUGGCCGCAGACCCCAGGUGGGCGAGUCUGGCUGGGAACCUGGGGUGGGCGAGCCUGGUUGUGCAGACCUGACGGGGAAGCCUGGCUGCAGACCCAGGGCGGACGAGACUGGCUGAACACCCCGGGUGGGCGAGACUGGCAGAGACUAUUCAAUAUGGAGUCAGAUAUUCUGAAGACCACAGUUAAGUUCGGCUCGCUGCAGGACAUAAAAUUCCUCCUACAGAGCAUGGAUAGCCAAGAGUCGCUGAACCCGAGCGGGAGCGACUGGCUGCGGACCCAGGACGGACUAGACUGGCUGCAGACGCCGGGCGGGAGUAAUUGGCUGCAGACCACGAACGGGGAAGAGUGGCUGCAGACCCAGGACGGGCGAGAUUGGUUGCAGACUGUGGGCGGGAGAGACUGGCUGCAGACCCUAAAUGGGCGUGCCUGGAUGACAUCUUCGGACGGGCGUGCCUGGCUACAGACCUCGGGCGGGCGAGAGUGGCUGCAUACCGCUGGCGGGUACGCCUGGAUGCGGUCCCCGGGUGGACGAGGUUGGCUGCAAACUCCAGGUGUGCAAGAGUGGCUGCAGACCCCGGGCGGGCGGCAUUGGUUGCGCACCCUGCCAUACUCACCCCUAUCCCCCCGCCUUCUGCUAUCCCCCGUACCGUUUGUGUUGACCCCACAGCCAUCCCCACAACCACGCCCAAACAAGGAAGACCAGCUACAGACCUCAGACGAAGGAGCCUGGCUGAAGGUCCCAGGUAGCCUACGCUGGCUGCAGACCGUUGAUGGGCGAGAAUGGAUGCAGUAUCGUGGAGGGUGGGACUGGCUGCAGACCCGCAGUGGGAGAAAUUGGCUGCAGGACACAGGCGGUCAAGACUGGCUGCAGACCUCUGGCGGGCAAGACUGGUUGCAGACCCAGGGUGGGCAAAACUGGCUACAGACCCACGGUCGAGAUUGGCUGCAGACCCAGGGUGGUCAGGACUGGCU